UUUACGUCAACAAAAGUUGCAUAACGGUGGGUUGAACUUUUCUUGGAGAUAGGAGUGAGUAAGACGAGUGUAGCCGAUCCUGAGACGCGACAGCACUUGUUGGUGGCGACUGGAGUGUGUGUCUUUCCAGGCUAAUGUUGAUGGUUUGAUGGUUUGAAGAACAGAAGGAUAGGAAAAGGGAAGACAUUUUACAUUUAAUAUCAAAAGGAUAGAGUUGAUAUUGGAAUUAAAAACUAAUCUACAGAUUUCGUUUUGGACUUAAGAGAUUUUUGAGUAGUGGCAGAGGGAGAAGGAUUGAAAAUGGGAUGGUUGGGCGAUUGGAAUGAGGGAGAGACGGGGAUGAUUUUUUUUAGGUUGGGAUGAUCUUCUUCAGUUUCUUCUUCAGUGCUUUCUUGAGUGUUAUCUUCCGUGCUAAACUCGUCUCAUUCUUCUUCACUUUCUUCAUCUUCAAUUUCCAUUUGAGAUUCUAUAUUCUUUUUUCCAGACUCUUUUCAACAUUCUUGCACAUUCUUGUCAUAGUUCUAUCCUGAUCUUCAAUUUUUUUUUCUGUUAGUUUAGCUAAUGUUUGUGAAAGCAAAACUAUUAUUUUUUCUAGAGAUUCAUUCUUUUUCUCGAGUUCUUCAAUUUGGGUAUCUUUUUUAUCUACUGUGUGUGUGUUGUGCGUAUAUGAUGCGGUUUUGAAUGGGACUAGAAUUUGUGGAUUGGGUAUCAUUAAGGAGAGCUUUACGUGCCUCACCGUAAGAACAGUUGUUGUCGAUUUUGUACUUGAUGACCUGCUCUUCUAGAAGGUAACGGGGACAGGUACGAGACGUGGUGCUGUGGUUGUCCUUGCAGUUGAUGCAUACGGGGUCUACGGUGCACUCUCCAUGCGCAGGGAUACCACAGCUGUUGGGAUAACUCAAGUGAUAACACUGGGUUUUUUGCUGUAGAAAAAUGUAGAGUUCUUUAUUCGCUGCUACUGUAUCGCCAUGUGGUUUUUGACACUCGCUUCCCGUUUCUCCGUCUGUGCGCAAAUGACACAUGUGUUGUUGUGUUUACAAACGGGUUGAGUUCUUAUCAUUCGCGUUGCGAGAACAUUCGCGUUGCGCGAACAUACUGGCCCCUUCAGACGUUAGUUCUGAACCAUUGAAGUUACUGGAAGAAGACACAGCUUCGCAAUUGGCCGAGUGUAUUCGCCAGAAGCUGUCUUCAAUGUCACAACUCGUGCUACUCCAUCAUCGCCUGGGUGUGUUUUGAUGAUGCGUCCUAGCGGCCAAUGCAAUGGGGUAGUUGACUCGUCCUUGACCAAAACAAGUUGGCCAACGUCUAUUUUUACUGGUUGUUGGAAUGUAAGGGUUAUGAAACGGUCAUUUUGAAUUGUUUGCGGUUGUUUUGUCAGUUGGGAAUUAAAAGUUAAAUGUAUUUUCUGGCAGCACUGCCGAUCGACAAUUUGUGAUUAAGUAUGUGUGCGAAUAAAGCGGCACUAGCGCAUGAAACUCGAUACGAGCCGGACGUGUUCUUUACUUUGUCUCCUUUGGCGAUCGAAGACGACACAACAAAACACAACGUAGGGCGUAGAGGCGUCAAGGGGGGAAAGGAACCAACAAACCAUGUUCCAGAACGCAACAUUGGUGCCGUGACCAGGAUGGUCUAAUAUUUGCGGUUUGGUUUGACUGGUUAAAGUGAAGAACUUUGUGUGAUUUCUUUUGGCAAAAUUCGCGUAACGCGUGUGAAAUCUGAAAGUUCCGUAUCGAGCGUUGGUGGAUUUCUGAAUAAGAAAAAUCGCGAAAGCGUGAGAAAUCAUUGUGCUAGUGGGUGUUCUUUGCGUGUGUAUGCAUUUUGUGUCGCGUAUUAGAAAUGUCGGUUAGUGAAGAUUUUGCCGGUUUCUCUGACGCAUCGGGUUCGAACAAUACAAUGCAACACACACAAGCAGAAGAACUGGAUAUGAUUAUCCUAAAGCGCGAGCGCGACCGAGUCGUGCAAUCGUUGACAAGAAUCGACACGUUUUUGGCGCAGUACAAAGAGAGUGAUUUCCCAGAAUUGACGCCUCGUCUUGAUCUAUUGAACGAGCGUUGGAGGGAGUUUCAGGCUUUGGCUCGAAAUAUUGGCGCAAAAGAUUACAGUGAAGAUAACGAUGUGCUUUAUGGUGAGAUUGAAGACAAAGUCAUGCUAUUGAAAGGAAAAUUAUUGGGAAAGCUGCGGGCUGGAGCGGAGAUACCGAGUGUGAAACAGGAACGCGUGUGCGAUGAUUAUAAUAGUGUUCGUUUGCCUCAGUUGACGCUUCCUCAAUUUUCCGGAAAAUAUGACGAAUGGCUCCCGUAUCACGACAUGUUUGUUGUUACUGUUCAUGAGAACGAGAAAUUGUCGCAGGUUGAAAAGAUGCUUUAUUUGAAGGGUUCUCUGAAAGGUGAAGCGCUGAAGGUGGUGGAUACUUUGCAAGCCUGCAAUUCGAAUUAUGACGUAGCUUGGGAUGCUUUGAAAAAGCGAUAUUCUAACGAAUAUAUUUUGAAAAAGCGUCAUGUUAACGCGAUGCUACAAUGGCCACGGAUGAAAGUCAUGAACACGGUGGGUAUUCAUGGGCUUAUCGAUUGUUUCGAAAGGAACUUACAAAUUCUAAAGCAGUUAGGUGAAGUGACCGAACAGUGGGGAUGUUUGAUUAUUCAGAUAAUCAUUUCAAAGUUGGACGAAAGCACCCAACAAAAGUGGGAAAGGCACGUUGAAGAAAGUGAGCAAAAAACGGUGACGGAUUUGUUAAACUUUUUGCGCACACAGACGCGCAUAAUGGACGCGUUUGCAGUGGAUAGGCCAAUGGCGGCGGGCAAAUCUACAAGUGAACGUCGUGUUGCGUCUAAUGUGGCUGCAGAAGCAAAGUGCGCAAAAUGUGAUGGAUCGCACAUGGUGGAAAAUUGUGACUCGUUUCGGAGUUUAACGUUGCCGCGUCGUCGUGAAGUGGUUGAAGCUAAGAAGCUUUGCCUUAAUUGUUUGAGGCAAGGGCAUUUUCAAGCCAAGUGUUGGUCACGUGCGCGAUGCAAUAUUUGCAAUCGUAAACAUCAUUCCCUUCUACACGGUGAAAAUGUAAGUGAAACGAUCGGUCCGUCGGUUCGUGAAGAACUUCCAUCUACCAGUGGCACGCAAAAUGUGGUGGUGAACGCGUCAUCGAACAGAGAGUGCACUUCUGUGUUAUUAUCAACGGCGAUAGUGAGUGUGCGUGCGUGUGGUAACAAAUGGUUGUCAGCAAGAGCAUUGAUCGAUAGUGGGUCUCAGGUGAACCUGAUGACAAAGGGCUUGGCUGCGCGGCUUAAGUUACCGCAAUACGAAAGUAAAACGGCAUUAUCGGGAGUUGGACAUUCGAAAGUGGACAUAACGACGUCGGUAACGACUGUCAUACGUUCUAAAAGUUGUAACUAUCAAGAACGUAUGCAGUUUCUAGUGUUGCCGAGAAUUUCUAGCUACAGGCCGGUAAUUGGAAAUCAAAUUAGCAGGCAGAAUCUCCCGAUGAAUUUUGUGCUCGCGGAUCCUAAUUUCGAUAGUGAUGCUGAAGUGGAUUUAUUGUUGGGCUCCGAAUUUUACGCGACUUUUUUGAAACCGGACAACCGUGGUAAAAUUAGGCUCGAGCUACCAGCGCUCCCAACAUUUAUUAGCACUGUUUUUGGAUGGGUUGCAACUGGGAAAGUUCCGCUGGCUUCUGAAGGUAGCAAUUAUGUUACUUGUGGCACGUGUACUAGGUUGGACGAUUUAAUUGAGCGUUUUUGGAUUAUUGAAGAAAUACGUGAGCCGCUUCAACAUAGUCAGGAAGAAAGGGAUUGCGAAGCACAUUUUGUGCAAACUCAUCAGCGGGAUAGUGAAGGGAGAUAUAUAGUGAAGCUGCCAUUUAAGUGUGACUUACAGAACCAAUUGGGACCGUCCAGUGCGAUAGCGAGAAAACGAUUCUUGCAGUUAGAACGACGUUUCAAUCGGGACCCAUGGUUGAAACAAAAGUAUACGGCGGUUAUCAACGACUACAUCGACAAAGGGAUUUUAGUCAAAGUGGCUGCGAACCCGAUUCUGAGGAAGCGCAUGGUCAUUAUUUCUUACCGCAUCAUCCGGUAA
This is a messenger RNA of Anopheles gambiae (African malaria mosquito), 4068 nucleotides long. RefSeq lists its product as uncharacterized. Lineage: Eukaryota; Metazoa; Arthropoda; Insecta; Diptera; Culicidae. Bases 1837 to 4068 code for a protein of 743 amino acids. The record is from RefSeq and is a predicted model, not a curated record. The transcript has a single exon.